Molecule: messenger RNA, 4345 nt
Organism: Colletes gigas
Lineage: Eukaryota; Metazoa; Arthropoda; Insecta; Hymenoptera; Colletidae
Gene: dsh
Product: segment polarity protein dishevelled homolog DVL-3
Exons: 11
Coding region: 334-2406 (690 amino acids)
Biological process (GO): intracellular signal transduction; canonical Wnt signaling pathway
Cellular component (GO): cytosol
Molecular function (GO): frizzled binding
Source: RefSeq, a predicted model, not a curated record
UGUCGGGCCGACCGUCGCGAGUGUUUGUAAUGUCGACAAGAAUGUUGACGUUUAAUUCAACUCGUCGGGAGCAACGGGUACGUAACGCGCGAAUGUCGUGAAUAAUGUCAACGACUUCCUCGUAACUUAAUGCGUGCGGUCGUGAUAAUGUUACGCGCGACAGAAUCGACGAAAGCUCCGCGGGCUUCAUGAACGAACAAUCGCCGUACGCGCGAGGGCUUUGGCUCGAACUGUGACGCGCCAUAUUGGUUCAAGAGAAUUGUUCAUAGUUAGUGGGCUUUGGGUGAUUCAGUUUUUAUCGCAAAUGUACGUAGAAUAACAGAGUUUCGGACGAUGGAAGAGACUAAGAUCAUUUAUCACAUCGACGAUGAGGAGACCCCUUACUUGGUGAAGCUCACCAUAUCACCGGAAAGGGUCACUCUCGCCGACUUCAAGAAUGUCUUGAAUCGGCCGAAUUAUAAGUAUUUCUUCAAAUCAAUGGACGAUGAUUUUGGUGUGGUGAAAGAAGAAAUUGUAGAUGAUGAUGCUCAUCUUCCCUGUUUCAAUGGACGUGUUGUCUCUUGGUUGGUGUCGGCUGAAGGCAGUAAUGUGUCAGAUGGUGCAUCACAGUGCACAGAUUCAGUGGCACAUAGCGAGGCCAAACAUGAUCGUGUUGACCAUGUAACACCUGGCCACACAACUCGUGGUCCACCUCCACUUUCGCACGAUGACACUUUAACUGAAACUGAAAGUAUUAUAAGUAGUCGACAAGGGCAUCAUUUACAUAAAAGUUCGAGACAUCAUUCAGACAAAUACGAAAAAUAUAAUAAGUAUAAUGGACUUCGUAUAAAUGGUCAUUCAAAGCACAGAUCAGGCCAUGGUUAUGAGACUGCUUCUAUUUUAAGUUCAGAUUUAGAAACAACAACGUUUUUAGAGUCAGAUGACGAUGCAAGUAGCCGCAUAACGUCAACAACUGGCAGACAUACCAAUAUGAGUAGUACAGUUGACAGAGCUACCUUAGAUCGGCGUAGACCACAGAGAAGACGGCGUCACAGAUUACCACCUAUGUCUAGAACAUCAUCCUUUAGCAGUAUCACAGACAGUACAAUGUCCUUAAAUAUUAUAACAGUUUCGUUAAAUAUGGAUACUGUUACCUUCCUUGGGAUUAGUAUUGUUGGUCAAAGUAACAAGGGUGGAGAUGGGGGAAUCUAUGUUGGUUCAAUAAUGAAAGGGGGAGCUGUCGCUUUAGAUGGUCGAAUAGAACCUGGAGAUAUGAUUCUUCAAGUAAAUGAUAUUAACUUUGAAAAUAUGUCUAAUGACGAAGCAGUUAGAGUACUUCGCGAAGUGGUUCAGAAAUCAGGACCAGUGAAAUUAGUAGUUGCAAAAUGCUGGGAUCCUAAUCCAAAAGGAUAUUUUACAAUACCACGUACAGAACCUGUAAGACCUAUAGAUCCUGGUGCUUGGGUGGCACAUACAGCUGCUAUAAGGGGUGAAGGUUUUCCUCCACGCCCACCAAGUGCCACGACUUUAACAUCGACGUCGAGUAGUCUUGCAAGCACAUUGCCAGAUACAGAAAGACCGUUAGAGGAACUUCAUCUUACAGUGAAUACUGAUAUGCCAACAAUAGUAAGAGCAAUGGCUCGGCCGGACUCGGGUUUGGAGAUUCGUGAUCGUAUGUGGCUUAAAAUAACAAUACCGAAUGCAUUUAUUGGUGCAGACGUGGUGGAUUGGCUUAAUAAUCAUGUAGAAGGAUUUAUUGAUCGUCGCGAUGCAAGAAAAUAUGCAUCUCUCAUGCUAAAAGCUGGUUUUAUUAGGCACACAGUAAAUAAAAUAACAUUUUCCGAACAAUGUUAUUAUAUAUUUGGCGAUCUUUGUUCAGCCAUGAGUAGCAUGAAGCUAGAUUGCGAUACAGUUGGGCCAUUACCACCACCAAAUGCCUGGGAUAUGCCUUAUUCAGGAACAUAUGCACCUCAUACUGCAACUGGAUACAGUCCAAUGCCAUUUAAUUUCACUAACGAACCAACUGUUUAUGGUUAUCAUCGAGAAGAAAGUGUUCAUAGUGGUUCAGGAGGUAGUAGCGCAGGUAGUGAGCACAUUUGCAAAGAACCUAUCCAUGAUUUAAAGUCCUGUUCUUCAGCGUCUGAAACCGAAUUGCAUAUUCCGUCGGUGCCAACUAUGCCGAGUAAGAAUUCUGGCAAUGGAAAUGGUUCGAACGGAAAGAGGUCUAAUGGUAGUCGCAGUCGCUCCAGUGGUUCUGAACAGUCUGUGCAGACAGGAACUGGUUCAGGAAAUCAACAGAACCAACAAGACUUAUCUGAACGGCGUAUGCACGAGGAAACUCAUACACAGACUAGCGAUUUGGACAACAAUAGCAGAGACAAUAUCUACGAAGAAGACAUUUUGGAGUACCAGUUUCUGCAUAAGUGAAGAAUAUUUGUUAACACAAUACGUAUACGUAACAGUGGUAAUAGGAGUUGAACAGGAAGUUAAGGUACAUUUCCACUUGACUUUAAUUAGGUGGACGGAAGUAGCACACGCGAAACAUAUAUUUAUAUAUUUAAUAGGCCAAUUUUGAUAAAACGUCAUAGAAGGUAAAGAAUCUAAACUCUCGUAUAAUUUGUAAUGGCUAUACAUAAUAGGAUUAAGGCCAUCGAAUUUCAUGUGGUAUGUAAUAUCACUACGAGAAUGUCUAUAUCUACAAUCUGCAUAAAUUGAAGAAUUUUGAAAAACGAUGGCGUGCUUCUUUAAUGCAGGGUGCAUGCAGAUUGCAAAAAAAAAAAAAUAACUCUUCAUUACUCGAUACGUGUAUUGUUUUAUUCAUCGGAGCGUCUUACAUACAUAUACUUCAGCGAUAUACAUAUGUUUUCAUUUUCAAAAGAUCGCGACGAUCCUUUGUAUCAUUCGUCGCGUGUAUUUUUCAUGUCAUUUAUCAAUUUUUCGAGAACGGACUUCCUAGAUAAGUCGUGAGCUUUUCAUUUUCGAAAAGAAGUAUUCCACCGAAUUUAAUUGUAACUUUUUUAAUAAUACCGUAUACAAAGUACGGCUAUAAGAAUGUCGGAUCUGCGAAAUGCGGCAUCGAAACUACGAUUUUGCAUAUAAUAUAAGGCAAACGAGCAAAAAGUAUCAAUAAUACGAAAGGGUAUCCACAAAAUUCCUGAUUUAUUAGUACAACUUACGACUGCAAAUAAAUGCGCCUCUUAUAAUCAAGUGUCAGCUCACACUAUGGAAAUUAAUUAGUAUAAAGCAUAUUGUAUGAUUGUGAAAAGUAUUGUUUACGCUUGAAAGCGGUCAAGCUUUUUGUGAUUACAAGUAACCCUUUCGUUGCUUGGGAUGUUGAUAAGUGAAGUCUGUGCAUAUAUUUAACAAACGCGACUACGGAAUUUUCGCACACGACGUUUACUAAACAUUCGGGCCUUUGCACCGAAAGGGACGAUGAGUUUCGUACGAAAUAUUUUUAAAACUCGAACAAUAAUUUCUCAGUCGAUUCAGGUAUCGUUCAAUUUGUUUUACUUUGCUUUAUACUAAAUAAUUGAACGCGCGAUACGUGUACGAUUUUAUUUUUACUACUCAAUCACUUGAUACGAAAGGCAAUACGUAAAUAAAUUGUAAAAAUAGGAUUGUAUAAUCGGUGAAACUUUCAUUUCUGGUUCUGUGUGCGAGUUAGUUUAUGUGGACGAUUGUGAAUUGUGUACCGUGGGGCGAGCGCGAGUCUCUUCCUCACAGAAACCGAUCGGAACCUCGACAAGUCAAUAAGAAUCGGACGUGUUCAAACUGCUCGACUGAAGUAUUUUAUUGUCAUUAUAGAGUACCAUAGUACAAGGCGACAAGAUAGUCAAUGGAUAUCGCAUUUACGAACCGAUAGUUUGUUUCCUGUAUUUUCUACCCUUGCGAGAGACUUUUUGGAACCUUUUUUCUUUUUUUAUUAAGCUACGAUACGGUGUCGUCGAUACCCUGUUUGCGAAGUUCAACGACGUUAUUACUCUAUUUAUUAUAUAUGCGACACAAAAGAAUUUGUAAAAAGAAAGAAAGAUACAAAAAAAAAAAAAAAAAGAAACGAAAGAAUGACUUGGUAUCCAAUUAAGUCAAUGAUAAACAAGACUUCUUCACGUGUGCGUCUCGCGGACGAAUCGCGAGACUGUACGGCAGACCGAGUUGUUGACGGUUUUCUUUCGAGUUUCUACGAAUGUAAUGCGAACGUUUCUAUCCAUAGUAUGUAUGAUGUACAUUGGACGGUAACGAACGAUUCGCAAGGCUCUGACGAUUCCGCGAGAUCGGGUGACAUACGAUGCAUAAGUUAUAGAACGACGAAAGAAUUUCAAUAUAUGUAGUAGUGUGUGGAUAUACAGGGAAAUAGAUUGUAAAGAUU